Molecule: messenger RNA, 3001 nt
Organism: Hyla sarda
Lineage: Eukaryota; Metazoa; Chordata; Amphibia; Anura; Hylidae
Gene: SPG7
Product: SPG7 matrix AAA peptidase subunit, paraplegin
Exons: 17
Coding region: 103-2409 (768 amino acids)
Biological process (GO): protein-containing complex assembly; mitochondrial protein processing
Cellular component (GO): membrane; m-AAA complex
Molecular function (GO): ATP-dependent peptidase activity; metalloendopeptidase activity; zinc ion binding
Source: RefSeq, a predicted model, not a curated record
GCAGUGGGCGGGCAGUCACGGACGUUGUCAGAGUUGAUGGUAAAGUUGUUGCGGAGCAGGCCACAGUGAGGCCUCGGCCUCAAUUAUCAGCACUGCCCGGAGAUGGCUUUGCAUCUGCUGUCACUCGGGAGACAUCCUGCCGGUCUGACCAGAGCGUUCCGGCUUGUGGCCAGGACGGGAAUAAGAACCAGCUCCGGGGGCUCUAUGCAGACAUUACUGUGCAGGAAUGUGACCCUAACAUCUUCUGGAGUAACUGGAUUCUUAAUAAGAAAACAUGAUAUUCAAAGUUCAGCUCAUCUCUGGAGGCUUACAGGUGGGAUCCAUUACUUCAGUAUCUCAACUGCAAGAAGAAAAGACAAUCAAAAUGAAGAUUCCAAUAAGCGAAACCAAAAAGAAAAUGAUGAUGAGGAAAAGAACAAGGAAUACCUCUUAUCAGUCUACCGAAUAUUUACUCUUUCUAUACUUGCUUUGGGUAUAUACUUUAUGACCACCUUAAACACCAUAUAUGUCUCCUGGAAUGAAUUUGUAAAUGAAAUGCUGGUCAAGGGUGAAGUGAAGAGAGUAGAGGUUGUACCCGAGAGCGAUUAUGUCCAGAUCUACCUGCAUGAAGAUGCUGUGGUGCUUGGGCGGCCGGCACGGACUCUGUUCUACAGAAUGAAAGUGGCCAACAUUGACAAGUUUGAGGAAAGGCUGCGUGCUGCAGAAGACUCACUGAAUAUUGCUGUGACUGAUCGCAUUCCUCUUUCUUACAAGCGCAGUGAUUUUUUUGGAAAUGCUGUAUAUACCAUUGCGUUCACGGCUCUCGCCAUUGGCCUUAUAAUCUACUUUUUCCGUCUAAUUGGGCUAACUGGCCGCCAAGGAGGCUUCAGUGCUUUUAAUCAGCUGAAGAUGGCUCGUUUUACCAUAGUAGAUGGGGCAUCAGGAAAAGGAAUCAGCUUUAAAGAUGUUGCUGGGAUGCAUGAGGCAAAGAUGGAAGUGAAGGAAUUUGUGGAUUACUUGAAGAACCCAGAACGCUACCUUCACCUUGGCGCUAAAGUACCUAAAGGGGCAUUACUUCUUGGACCUCCGGGAUGUGGAAAGACCCUGUUGGCAAAGGCUGUAGCUACAGAAGCUCAAGUGCCUUUCCUGGCAAUAGCUGGUUCAGAGUUUGUGGAAGUGAUUGGAGGUCUAGGAGCAGCACGUAUGCGUAGUCUCUUUAAGGAAGCCCGGAUCCGUGCUCCUUGCAUUGUUUACAUUGAUGAAAUUGAUGCAGUGGGCAAAAAGCGAUCUUCAAACAUGUCUACAUUUUCAAAUACUGAAGAGGAACAGACACUGAAUCAGCUGCUGGUGGAGAUGGAUGGUAUGGGCACUACUGAUCAUGUCAUUGUAUUGGCUUCUACCAAUAGAGCAGAUAUAUUGGACGGUGCUCUGAUGAGGCCUGGAAGACUGGAUAGACACAUUUUUAUUGAUCUACCUACGUUACAGGAGAGAAGGGAGAUCUUUGAACAACACCUGAAAAGCUUGAAACUGACACAGCCUGGAAGUUUCUAUUCUCUACGCCUGGCUGAGCUCACUCCAGGAUUCAGUGGAGCAGAUAUUGCUAACAUCUGUAAUGAGGCAGCUUUGCAUGCAGCACGGGAAGGCCUCCAGUCCAUUGACACCUUAAACUUUGAGUAUGCUGUGGAGAGGGUUAUUGCAGGUACCGUCAAGAAGAGUAAGAUUAUGUCAAAGGAGGAGAGGCGUGUAGUGGCAUAUCAUGAAUCUGGACACACUUUAGUAGGAUGGCUGCUUGAACACACAGACACUGUAAUAAAGGUCUCUAUUGCCCCUAGGACUAAUGCAGCUUUAGGAUUUGCUCAGAUUUUACCUAGAGACCAAUAUCUAUACACCAAGGAACAACUGAGUGAUAGGAUGUGCAUGGCACUAGGAGGCAGGGUGGCAGAGGCAAUAACCUUCAACAAAGUCACCACAGGAGCUCAGGAUGAUCUGAGGAAAGUGACCGGUGUAGCUUAUGAUAUGGUGAAACAAUAUGGAAUGGUACCGAGCAUUGGGCAAGUGUCCUUUCCUCACAGUGACUCCUCAAGUGGCAUUGGGAAGAGACCCUUUAGUCAAGGAUUGCAGGAAAUGAUGGAUUAUGAAGCUCAGCAGCUCGUGGCAACAUCUUACAAACACACAGAGAAGCUACUGCUGGAAAACAAGGACAAAUUGCAAAUGCUGGCCAAUGCCCUCUUGGAAAGGGAAGUGUUAAACUACAAUGAUAUUGAAGCACUUAUUGGCCCUCCUCCAUAUGGGCCAAAAAAAUUGAUCACCCCACAGAACUGGGUUGAAGCAGAGAGGGAUAAACAAGACACUGGAGAAGAUGAACCUCACAGACCACCACCUCGGAAUGAUGAUGAAGAGGAGCAUGAACCCAACAUGACACCUGCCUAAAAGACUGCUACAACCUCUUCUGGACUGGCAUCCAUGCUGCCUCUUACUAUCUUGAUGUCAUAGUCACCCGGCCUAUGCGUACCCAUUUUGUGCACAAUGAUAGUUACACUAUACAGUAAUUAUAGGGGUUGUCCAGGGAACACAAAAAUUUGCCCCAUGACUAGGAAUUGUGUAAAAAUAAUAAACCUCUUAUACUUUCCUCCUCUGGUCCCCUGCAGCUGAUGCAUCAACACUCCUGCAUUUUCAUUAGUCCUCUUUUCUUCCUGUAAUGUCCAAACCCUACAGGAACUGGCCUGCAGGACACUGUUGCAGCUACUGAUUUUCUUAGUGGGCCAUUUCCAGUGUGAGGUUGGCAUGUCACAGGAACCUGGAAAAAAGCGAAGACCAGCAGAGGACCGGGAGGGUUGAUGCAGCAGUUGUGGGGGACCAUCUUCUGAUAUAUAUACAUACACACACACAUAUAUUAAUCUUUGGGCAAAAACCUCACUUAAAAGUCUGUUUUAUAUUUAAGAAAGCAAACUUGAGUUGUACAUUUUUGUGAAUACAAAGACUGAAAAAUGAAUAAUAAAGUAGAAAUUUCUGAUUGAUUAAA